This is a messenger RNA of Encephalitozoon cuniculi GB-M1, 459 nucleotides long. Its product is annotated as SCF ubiquitin ligase subunit SKP1. Gene Ontology annotation, biological process: SCF-dependent proteasomal ubiquitin-dependent protein catabolic process. The transcript has a single exon. Lineage: Eukaryota; Fungi; Microsporidia; Unikaryonidae. Gene Ontology annotation, cellular component: nucleus; cytoplasm. The record is from RefSeq and is marked provisional. Gene Ontology annotation, molecular function: cullin family protein binding. Bases 1 to 459 code for a protein of 152 amino acids.
AUGAUCGAGAUAGAAACAAUAGACGGACAUAUAUUUAGGCUGGAGGAAAAUGAGGCAUACAAGAGCAUUCUGAUAAGAAACGUGUGUACAUCAACGGCAUGCAGGUAUCCCAUUGCUCUUAGAGUACGAUCUUCGAUCUUCAUGAUAAUACAAAAAUAUAUGAAGGUAGACACCUCUCAGUUGUCUGAAGACUAUAACCCAUUGGAAAUAAGAUUCAAGCCAUCGGACUUCAGUUUUUUCAUGGAAUAUGACAACAAGACAUUGCUGGACAUAUGCAAUGGAGCCAACUACCUUGAGUACCCGUACUUACUUGAGCUGUGCUGCAAAAUUAUCUCUGAAAAGAUGAAGAGCAAGAGUACAAGGGAGCUUGCAGAGUUUAUCGGAAUGGAGUGCAAUAUGACUGAGGAAGAGAUGAGGAGAGUCGAAAAGGAGUUCGAAUGGGUAUCUUCUGAAGAAUAG